AUGAAGACAUUCUCGACUCCAUUUGUGGUCGUGUCGGCUAUGUUGGCUGGACUCACCCAAGCCAUGGAUAAGGGGCAUCUGCCGCCCGUCGAGCGUGUCCAAGGGUUUGACUGGAAGAGCCCCUUCACACCUGGUGCCAUUGCCGAUUUUCAGUCAACCUGUGAAGCCAAGGCCCAAUUCGAGGUGCACGAGUAUACCCUCCACGACUUGAUGCAACCACCGCCAAAAGGAUUGAAACCCUGGGCCAAGGGGUUAAAAGCGGUCUUUUCCAAUAGAGAAUACCCUGGAGGGUGGCUUGGCAUGGAUCCUCACGCCGAUGGCCGCAGUCUCCUAUUGAUGAACUACGAUCAAUUCCCUCUGCUAGUUCGCGAGUGGAUAGAAGAACAGGAGCGGACCGAUGGGAAUGGCAAGGCGUUGUUUGCGGUUCUUGAUAGUCCAAAGAGUAGUGAGGAUGAGAUUGAAGAAGUUGUCCAGUUUCCCGAGGCCAACAAGAUUGAUCGCGCCAGCGACAAAGACAAGGUUGUUGUCUUUGCACCAGGCGCAUUAUAUGGUAUCCUUCCUCUGUGGGCAGCGGAAGCAAGUGAAUGCAAGGAUCGACUUGUCGACUUGUCCAAGUACGGCCCGAAGCCCUCAGAUGGCGGUGUUGUUGCUUGGGUUGAGCAUAGCAAGCCUGAAGACAAGAAGACGAAGCUUGAUAUUAAGGUCCAGGCACUGAAGAAGAAGGAAAUCAAGGGUGGUCAUGAACAAGGUGAAGCAAAGUCGGCAUCGAGGGAGGAACUGUAA
Molecule: messenger RNA, 783 nt
Organism: Fusarium sp. VM40
Lineage: Eukaryota; Fungi; Ascomycota; Sordariomycetes; Hypocreales; Nectriaceae
Source: the annotation of a GenBank genome assembly